CCAGACCACAGAGGACAGUCAGCAUGGCCGAGCCCAAGUCCAUCCUCAGCGAGCCUAUGCCCCUCGACAUCGACAACCGCGACCCCAACAACAUGAACGAUCAUGUCCGGGUUCUCUUUGAAGACGUUUUUGGGGAGCCUGAUGGGUCUCACAGCAUCCCCGGGGUCUGGUCGAUGUCCUACAAGACCUUUGGUGGGGUGAAGAACUGCUGCUACAUUGUGUUGUCGGUGCUGUGCGGCUGCCCCCUGGCCUUCUGCUGGGCCCUGGAGUUCGCCUGCGUCCAGUGCUGCCACAUCUGGUGCAUCGGGCCCUGUAUAAAGAUGUGGAACAUGAACGUCUCCUGCAUGAAGCUGUUCUGGAGCUCCUGCAUCCACUGCAUGUGUGACCCGUGUUACGAGGCCUGCGCCCUGUGCUUCAGCCUCAUCCGGGUGCAGAACAAGAAUGGAUAGCCCCGGUGCCUACCCCAGUCACCUGGCAGCUGCCAUCAGACCUCUGAGCCAGC
Messenger RNA from Bufo bufo (common toad), 502 nucleotides. RefSeq names its product caveolin-3-like. Gene Ontology annotation, cellular component: caveola. Gene Ontology annotation, biological process: caveola assembly. The transcript is spliced from 2 exons. The coding region runs from base 24 to 449 and encodes 141 amino acids. Lineage: Eukaryota; Metazoa; Chordata; Amphibia; Anura; Bufonidae. Gene Ontology annotation, molecular function: molecular adaptor activity. The record is from RefSeq and is a predicted model, not a curated record.